AUGUCCAAUGCAUCCUAUAAAUUUAAAUGCAAACAUCAGUUUCUCAAUGUCCUUUGUCUUACCAUUAGCAUUGACAUCCCCUUAGCAUCUUUGCCUAAAAGAAAAAUGGCCUCAACUGUAGUACCAAAUAUGAGUUUCUAUGCCCACACUUCACCUACUAGAAUAAACAAAUUCUCCAGUGUCAAAUUGCUACCAUUGUCAAGCACAGGGAAUAGAACUUUCUGCAAUAAUGUAAAGGCUAAGGCAGGAGGUGAAGCAAGUUUGCAGAAGUUAAAGCAGCAGCAGCAGCAGCAAUUGCAGCCAAAGAUGAGGGUGCCACAAGCUUCACCUAAAGUGCUGUUGAACCAAUUUCCAGUAGCAAGGACUGUGCAGCAAAUGAUGGACACAAUGGAGAGGAUGGUGGAGAAUCCCUUAGUUUAUGAUAGCACUUCACCUUGGAUAGUUGCAGGAGACGAUGAAUACAGUAAGGGAAAGAUUCCUUGGGCAAUAAAGGAAGGCCAGAAAGAUUACAGAAUGAGAUUCAACAUGCCAGGAAUGAACAAGGAUGACGUCAAGAUAUGGGUAGAGGAGAACAUGCUGGUGGUGAAGGCCGAGAAGACACUUAGAGAGCACCAUGAAGCUCAAGCAAACAGUAAUGAAGAAAUAAGUACAAAAUAUGAAGAAGAUUGGCCUGCCAAUAGCUAUGGUAGAUAUAACCAUAGAAUAGCCCUCCCAGAAAACAUUGAGUUUGAUAAGAUUAAGGCACAGGUCAAAGAUGGAAUUCUUCAUGUAACAAUUCCCAAAGCCAACACCUCCGCAAAAGUAAUUAACAUAGAUGUACAAUAACUCUAAGCUAAAAAUUAAGUUUGUGUUCACCACUACAUAGUUUAUGUCAUCUAAUUUCUGACAUGAAGGAUAAAAUGAAACCUUAUUUUUAUUU
This is a messenger RNA of Vigna unguiculata (cowpea), 919 nucleotides long. RefSeq names its product small heat shock protein, chloroplastic-like. The record is from RefSeq and is a predicted model, not a curated record. Gene Ontology annotation, biological process: response to heat. NCBI's taxonomy places the organism in Eukaryota, Viridiplantae, Streptophyta, Magnoliopsida, Fabales, Fabaceae.